AUGAAUAUUAGAAAAUUAUUCGACGAGAUUCGGAGCGCCGACUUGUUUAACGCUUUUUGGAGCUACCCAGAGGAAAAAAAUCUUUCAAUACUUGCAAACAGGCUAUCUUAUAUAAAAUCAGUCAGGGAGCUACGCAGUGCAGUGGCGCAGAUAUGCAAUCAAGUAUUUGAGGAAAACGAGGAAGGCAGUUUCCAGUACAUAGAGGCGCAGAAUCUGCUGAAGCACGCUGAGUCAGUCGUGGAAAAGGCCAUAGCCACGGCGUCCGUGUCGGGAGGGCCUUCGGACAUCCUUCUGAAAGAAGAGAAAGACGCGAACAAGUUUGUGAUGUGGGAGAACGCGGUCAUUGAGAGGCUGUGCCAACGGUACAAAGAAUCGCUGAUCAGCUUUACAAAGGAUCUUCUGGUGCACGAGGUGCAGAAGCACAUAAAGAUAGUUCUAUUUGGAGAGCCACAGAGUGAGCUUUCGUCGCCCGCAGCAGAUGCGGAUUAA
This is a messenger RNA of Nematocida minor, 489 nucleotides long. RefSeq lists its product as uncharacterized. Gene Ontology annotation, molecular function: protein binding. Lineage: Eukaryota; Fungi; Microsporidia. The transcript has a single exon. The coding region runs from base 1 to 489 and encodes 162 amino acids. The record is from RefSeq and is a predicted model, not a curated record.